Messenger RNA from Ipomoea nil (Japanese morning glory), 2643 nucleotides. RefSeq names its product probable acyl-CoA dehydrogenase IBR3. The record is from RefSeq and is a predicted model, not a curated record. Lineage: Eukaryota; Viridiplantae; Streptophyta; Magnoliopsida; Solanales; Convolvulaceae. The transcript has 17 exons. Bases 1 to 2490 code for a protein of 829 amino acids. Gene Ontology annotation, molecular function: flavin adenine dinucleotide binding; oxidoreductase activity, acting on the CH-CH group of donors.
AUGGCACAUCGAACUUCCGAUCUCGUUGGCCAAGUCGAUCCGGCUCAGAGCUUUAACACAGAAGCCCUCCUCCGCUACUUGUCUGCCCAUGUCGAUGGCUUCCCUCCUUCUCCAUCUCAAUUCUCCGUUUCUCAGUUUGGGCAUGGCCAAUCAAAUCCUACAUUUCUCGUUGAGGUCCAUUCAGGAACUGAAGUGAAGAAAUAUGUAUUACGAAAGAAACCUCCUGGUGAACUGCUUCAAUCUGCUCAUGCUGUUGAGAGAGAAUAUGAGGUCCUGCAUGCAUUGGGUACUUGUACACUGGUGCCAGUCCCUAAAGUUUUCUGUUUGUGUACGGACUCAAGUGUGAUUGGAACACCAUUUUACAUAAUGGAGUAUUUGGAAGGGCGCAUUUUUAUUGACCCCAAGCUCCCAGAUCUACCACCUAAACAAAGAAAGGCAAUAUAUCAUGCAACUGCCCAAGCUUUGGCCUCAAUUCAUUCAGUUGAUGUUGAUGCUAUUGGUCUAGGCAAUUAUGGGAAGCGGAAUAACUACUGUAAGCGACAGGUUGAGAGGUGGGCCAAACAGUAUCUUUUAUCCACUGGUGAGGGUAAGUCUGAGAGAAAUCAGAAAAUGUUGGAACUGGCUGAUUGGUUGCAGAAGCACAUUCCCCUGGAAGAUUCUUCUGGGGCAACAGCAGGUCUUGUCCAUGGUGACUUUCGAAUUGAUAAUAUUGUGUUCCAUCCCAUAGAGGACAAAGUCAUUGGGAUUCUUGAUUGGGAACUUUCCACUCUUGGUAAUCAGAUGUGUGAUGUUGCUUACAGCUGCUUGCACUAUAUUGUCAAUAUUGCAUCAAUUAAUCUAGAAGAGAAUGAUGGUUUUGAACUUAGAAGUUUCCCUGAGGGCAUUCCUUCUCUAGUGGAAUACCUGGCAGAUUAUUGUUCAGCAGCUGGAAGGCAGUGGCCUGCUACACAGUGGAAGUUCUACAUUGCAUUUUCAUUAUUUCGUGGAGCAUCAAUCUAUGCAGGUGUACAUAACAGAUGGAUCAUGGGUAAUGCUUCGGGGGGUGAACGUGCCAGACUUGCUGGAGAGAGGGCUAAUUCUUUCAUUAGAACUGCAUGGUCAUAUAUUGGAAGACAAUCUGUUCUCCCGCCACAUUUCCCAGCUGGGACAAUUGCAUCAGAUGGAAUGCAACAAUCUGGUCAUGAAAGUCAAAAUCUUGUCUUCCCCAUUGGAGCCAAAUUUGUGCCUAAUAAAAAAAUUCAAGAUUUGAGAGACAGAUUGAUCAAGUUUAUGGAGCAUCACGUAUACCCAAGGGAAAAUGAAUUCUACAAACUUGCUCAGUCUACCAUGCGUUGGACAAUUCACCCGGAUGAGGAAAAGUUAAAAGAGCUGGCAAAAAGAGAAGGCCUUUGGAACUUGUUUAUACCUUUUGAUAGUGCAGCUCGAGCAAGAAAACUUCUUUUUGGAGAAAGCAGUGACACUACAUCAAACAGCAAAUAUGAUUGCUUAUUGGGUGCAGGACUCUCCAAUCUAGAAUAUGGGUAUCUCUGUGAGAUAAUGGGUCGUUCUAUUUGGGCACCACAGAUUUUCAACUGUGGGGCACCUGAUACUGGAAAUAUGGAGGUAUUACUUCGAUAUGGGAAUGCAGAACAGAUGAGGGAAUGGCUUGUUCCCUUGCUUGAGGGAAAGAUACGAUCUGGCUUUGCGAUGACAGAACCACAAGUUGCAUCCUCAGAUGCAACCAAUAUAGAGUGCUCCAUAAAAAGGCUUGGGGAUUCAUAUAUCAUCAAUGGAAAGAAAUGGUGGACUAGUGGUGCCAUGGAUCCUAGGUGCAAACUUCUCAUUGUUAUGGGGAAAACUGAUCCAACAGCUCCGAUGCAUAAGCAGCAAUCCAUGAUUUUAGUAGAUAUAAACUCCCCAGGUAUAAAGAUAAAGCGACCACUGACAGUGUUUGGUUUUGAUGAUGCACCACAUGGGCAUGCAGAAAUAGUGUUUGAGAAUGUGUGUGUCUCAGAGAAGAACAUUCUUCUUGGAGAGGGGCGUGGGUUUGAGAUUGCACAGGGUAGGUUGGGUCCUGGAAGGCUGCAUCAUUGCAUGAGGUUAAUAGGUGCAGCUGAACGUGGUAUGCGGAUGAUGGUUCAGAGGGCUAGUGAGAGAAGAGCUUUUGGAAAGUUUAUUGCUGAGCAUGGUUCAUUCCGUUCUGAUGUUGCCAGAUGCCGAAUAGAAGUGGAGAAAACGAGAUUGCUAGUUCUGGAAGCUGCAGACCAGCUUGAUCGGUUAGGGAACAAAAAGGCUCGUGGUACCAUAGCAAUGGCAAAGGUAGCAGCUCCAGAUAUGGCACUGAAAGUAAUUGACAUGGCAAUGCAAGUGCAUGGAGCAGCUGGGUUAUCAGGGGACACUGUUCUAGCACAUCUCUGGGCUACAGCCAGGACGUUGAGAAUAGCAGAUGGUCCAGAUGAAGUGCACUUGGGGACCAUUGCAAACUUAGAGUUACGGAGACCCAAACUCUGAUCAUCCUCAAUCCUCAAUCCUGAAGAAGACACAAUCAAUAAAUAAAUAAAUAAUGUUAGUUUCUUUGAUUAAGGAAAUAAAUUUGGAUUGCACUUUGUAAUUUGGACAUAUGAUCCGGCUGGCGGAGUAAUAAGAAUUCGAAAAAGAACGAAA